AUGAGGUUUAGAUGCUUACUUAAACAUAGGGUACUUCACUACUCACCAGAAAAAGCUGCCAGUAUAAUUAACUCAUGUACCAUAUUACAUAAUAUUAGCAUUUCUAAUAAAAUACCAAUAAUUAGAAAUAUAGAAGACUCGACUGAUAUAGAUUUAGGUAAUAUAGACAAUGAUCCAGAAGUUGCACAAAUAGUCAACAGAAUUAAUCCAGAACUCACUGCUGGAAAACGGAUGCAACAAACAAUAUUUUCAAUAAGUCCAGAAAAUUCACAAAUUAUUAUAUACCAAUAG
Molecule: messenger RNA, 291 nt
Organism: Macrosiphum euphorbiae (potato aphid)
Lineage: Eukaryota; Metazoa; Arthropoda; Insecta; Hemiptera; Aphididae
Source: the annotation of a GenBank genome assembly